UUUGGCGCGAAAUACCAGUGCAACAAUUUGUUUAUAUAUAAAUAAAUAAAUACAAUAUAUAUACUUUCGUGGGAAACCAGAAUGGACCAGUAUCCGGAUGAGAACGAGGAGUUCGAGCUGCAAUACCAAGACGAACUAGAGCUGCUGGAGGAUUUGCCGGACGAGUUCACCGCAUACGAUGGACCCAGCACAUCAAAACAGGCGGCUGCGAAGCAAAAGGAAAACAGAGCUCCUGCCCCGGCAUUGAAGGAUGUCACCCGGGUUGGAAACUCCACUCUGGGAUCGCCACAACUGUCGCAGAUUACCUUUGGAAGCAGCCAGCUGGGUGGCGAAGAUGAGGGAGAGGGCACUGCAACUGGAGGCCAUGUCAAUCGGCGGCUUUUUGGAACGCCCAAAGGUCCAUCGGUGGGCAGGGGCUGCUCCACGCCCUUCCAGCGAAUGUCCGCCAUCCAGGAGCUGGAAAACACACAACUAACCAGCCGGGGCUUUGGCCUGGAAAAGGAAAAUCCAGCAGCAAAUCAGCUCCAGGAAGUGGGUCUUAAGAAUGUCAAUAAGCGGCGCCUGGAACGUGAUCUCUUCGGGGACAUUGAUGACCUGUUCCACGAGUCCUACGAGGACCCCAUGGUGAAGAAAGCACGAACCGAGGAGCAGCGAGAUCACGAGGCCAUCGACAGGAUUCUCGAGCUGCGGCGAAAGCUGCGAGAGUCCAGCAAAACUCUGCGAAAGGAUGACGUAAGUCGCCUGAAGGCGCUGCACGACUUCAAGAUGAGAAACCUAUCGUACGAGAUCCCAAACUGGCCCUUCCUGGCCAUUCAGCGCAGUGAUCUCGAGCGGAUCUACGUGAGAUUCCACUCCGAGGACUAUGAGCAAAGGCAAUUGGAUCUGAUCAGUGCCAGAGGCGAGGUGGUGGGCAGUCUUUUGGGCGAGGCCAAGGAGAAGGUCUGGCAGGAAGCCGGGGAAAUAGUCUUAAGUCGCGCAACAGCCGCAGAAGAGGCAGAUGUAACACUCGUGGAUAGCAACUCCAAUACAGAACCCGGACGCCUUUGGGUGGACAAGUACAAGCCAAGGAAAUACAUCGACCUGCUCUCCGAUGAAAUGACCAACAGGAGCCUGCUCUACUGGCUGAAAAUGUGGGACAAAGUGGUCUUUGGCAAAGCCUUCCACAGCAAACGGGAACAGGAGGCGGUGACCGCAGAGGGCGGCACUGCUGGAGGAGCUGGCAACCAGCUGAAUAGCUUUAAUAAGCGCACGGGCAAAUUCGAAUCCAAUGGCGGCUGGCGGCAGCGCAAGUCUCGACAAGCUCUCAACACAAAUGUGGAUGCCUUGGGUAGGCCCAUGCAGAAGGUGGCACUACUAUGUGGUCCUCCAGGUCUGGGUAAAACUACACUGGCGCACACGAUCGCCCGGCAUGCUGGUUACAAUGUCCGGGAGAUUAACGCAUCCGAUGAUCGCAGUCCAGAGGCCUUCAAACUGGCUUUGGAGAAUGGCACACAAAUGUCUUCGGUUCUGAAUGAAGACAAACGACCCAAUUGCAUUGUUUUAGAUGAAAUCGAUGGCGCCCCUCGUCAAUCUAUUGAGUAUCUGGUCAAGUUCAUCAGCGAUGCUGUCUACAGCAAAGUCAAAGUCAAAGGAGCCAAGGCAGAGCACAACGUCCUAAAGCGACCCAUUAUCUGCAUUUGCAACGAUGUCUACGAUCCCGCCCUGCGUCCUUUAAGACAGGUGGCCUUCGUGGUCAGUUUCCCGCCCAUCGAUGCAGCGCGUCUGGCGGAAAGAUUAGUUAAAAUUGCUCACAGAGAGCAGCUGAAAACGGACUUUGGUUCUCUUAUCGCUCUAGCGGAGAAAUCCGGAAACGAUGUGAGGAGCUGUAUAUCAUCCAUGCAGUUUUUUAAUGCCCAAAAGCACAGUCUAACUCUGCAAGAUGUGCUCAACAAUAAUCUGGGUCAAAAGGACAGGCAUCAAGGACUUUUCGCCGUGUGGGAUGCCAUAUUCCGGAUACAACGUCCGCGGAAAACCCUGCAGACAGACGUCAAUAAGGUCGAUGAGCCCGCCCAGGUCACAAUGACAAACACGUCUGUGACAACGCGAGUUCGCAAUGUUCUGGAGGUUGUCCACUCCAGUGGGGAUUACGAAAGACUAAUGCAAGGCGUGUAUGAGAAUUACCUGCAACAGAAGAUGCCCGAUCCGAACUUUACGGGCGUGUGCGAAGCGCUCAAAUGGUUUUGCUUCACGGAUACGGUGCAGCAUCAGAUCAGCAGACAGCAGAACUACAGUGUGUACCCGUACAUGCAGUACGGUUUUGUCGUUUGGCAUUUGCUGUUUGCCACACUGGCCUGGCCGAAAAUCGCAUUUCCCACGCGUGGCUUUGAGUUCCAGCAGAAGAGCACCAACCAGAGAAACAUCUUUCAGGCCAUCUGCAAAGGUGUCACCACCUCUGCACUGGGUGUGGGUCAGGGCGGAACUCUGCUCCUCGAUACGGUGCCGCUGCUGAAGAGGAUUCUAUCGCCGCAACUACGCUCCGUCGCUGUGCAGUUGCUGUCUCCAAAGGAGCAGCAGGACUUGCGUCACACCAUCGAGGUGAUGGUUGAUCUCGGCCUAACGUUCGUGCAGGUCAAGUCCCAGGAAGGACAUUAUGUCUUUCAAACCGAACCAGAUCUCGAUGCACUCAGUGCUUUUCCAGGCUACACAGGGCUCUCGCUUCCCUACUUUAGUCGCCAGUUGAUAGCCCGCGAGGUGGACUUGGAACGCAUCCGACGAGCUGCCCCCAAGGGCGGAGCACCCUCAGCUCCGGCCGCAAAAAAGAAGCCAACAGGAGCUGCAGCGCAGCUGCCCAAUCAUUUGCAAACAUUGAAGCCGAAACCAAUUUCGGCCUCUAAUAUGCACAGUGCACCCAAGCAGCAGCUCACAAAGGACUUUUUUGGCCGCAUUACUCACAAAUCGACCUCGACAAACUCAGCUGAGGAAUCCAAGACCGAUGCUAUUGUGAAAAGUCCUAUUUGGUAUCGCUACAAGGAGGGUUUCAACAACGCCGUCCGCAAGGAUGUUCACAUUCACGAACUGCUUUAACCAACUUCCAAUGAUUUCCCGCACAACUCUUUUACCUUAUUUAUUAUAAAAGAUAAUACACAAAAAACAAUGUUUUUUACAAGCCGGAA
Messenger RNA from Drosophila yakuba, 3152 nucleotides. RefSeq names its product chromosome transmission fidelity protein 18 homolog (gene cutlet). Lineage: Eukaryota; Metazoa; Arthropoda; Insecta; Diptera; Drosophilidae. The transcript is spliced from 12 exons. Gene Ontology annotation, molecular function: ATP hydrolysis activity; ATP binding. The coding region runs from base 82 to 3063 and encodes 993 amino acids. The record is from RefSeq and is a predicted model, not a curated record.